AUGGCCGAAGCAGCGUUUGCCAGAACCUUUCUCUCAACCCUCGAUGCCCGCCCCAUCAAGCUCUCCGCAGACCAUGUCGAGGACCCCAAGUACUAUCCGGCACGGCCGCCUUAUAUCCUGCCGCGGAUGGCCAAGCCCAUGAGCAAGCCGAAAACACUCGCGCCCGGACAGGAGCGCAGCGUGACAGUAGUCUUAAAGUCACUGCGGAACCCACCUCUGGAUAUCAAGCUCACCUCGCAACCGCUCAACACCUCACUGCUCGACAUCAAAACAAAGAUUUCGAGCCAGACUAGGAUACCCGUCGACAAGAUGAAGAUUCUUCACAACAAGAGACCCCUGACGGAUAGCAAGAUUCUCAAAGAAGUUCUGGGGGAGACCGACAUGUCUGUCGAGUUUUCCGUCAUGGUCAUUGGAGGUGCCGCAGCCAUUCCACCAGAGGAGACCGCUUCCCCGGCGUCGAGGCAGCCGACGGGGACUGUCGCGGUGGACUCCGACGCCUUCUGGGUGGAUCUCAAGGGUUUCCUGAUGCAGCGACUGAAUGACCAGGCGACGGCCGAGGAGCUCUCGCGCCUCUUUCGAGCGAGCUGGGAAUCAAACAAGUCAGGCCCAUAA
Messenger RNA from Hirsutella rhossiliensis, 612 nucleotides. RefSeq names its product get5 carboxyl domain-containing protein. The coding region runs from base 1 to 612 and encodes 203 amino acids. The record is from RefSeq and is a predicted model, not a curated record. The transcript is spliced from 2 exons. Gene Ontology annotation, biological process: post-translational protein targeting to endoplasmic reticulum membrane. Lineage: Eukaryota; Fungi; Ascomycota; Sordariomycetes; Hypocreales; Ophiocordycipitaceae. Gene Ontology annotation, molecular function: protein binding.